Molecule: messenger RNA, 5138 nt
Organism: Nycticebus coucang (slow loris)
Lineage: Eukaryota; Metazoa; Chordata; Mammalia; Primates; Lorisidae
Gene: ATP1A2
Product: ATPase Na+/K+ transporting subunit alpha 2
Exons: 23
Coding region: 132-3194 (1020 amino acids)
Biological process (GO): intracellular potassium ion homeostasis; intracellular sodium ion homeostasis; sodium ion export across plasma membrane
Cellular component (GO): membrane
Molecular function (GO): ATP binding; ATP hydrolysis activity; P-type sodium:potassium-exchanging transporter activity
Source: RefSeq, a predicted model, not a curated record
AAGCUACCCUGUUGCUUCGGCUGUCUCUGUCUGUCUGCCAGGGUCUCCAGCUGUCCCAAGCUGGCCAGUGUGAGCUUGGGAUCCUCCUGGUGACCUCUCCAGCCAAGGUCUCUCAGCUACUCUGCCCCAAGAUGGGCCGUGGGGCUGGACGUGAGUACUCACCUGCCGCCACCACUGCAGAGAAUGGUGGUGGCAAGAAGAAACAGAAAGAGAAGGAGUUGGAUGAGCUGAAGAAGGAAGUGACCAUGGAUGACCACAAGCUGUCCUUGGAUGAGCUGGGCCGCAAAUACCAAGUGGACCUGUCCAAGGGCCUCACCAACCAGCGGGCCCAAGACAUUCUGGUUCGCGAUGGGCCCAAUGCCCUCACUCCACCUCCUACAACUCCAGAGUGGGUCAAGUUCUGUCGUCAGCUCUUUGGGGGCUUCUCCAUCCUGCUGUGGAUUGGAGCCAUCCUCUGCUUCCUGGCCUAUGGCAUCCAGGCGGCCAUGGAGGAUGAACCGUCCAAUGACAAUCUAUAUCUAGGUGUGGUGCUGGCAGCUGUGGUCAUCGUCACUGGCUGCUUCUCCUACUACCAGGAGGCCAAGAGCUCCAAGAUCAUGGAUUCCUUCAAGAACAUGGUGCCGCAGCAAGCCCUCGUGAUCCGGGAAGGAGAGAAGAUGCAGAUCAAUGCAGAGGAAGUGGUGGUGGGGGACCUGGUGGAGGUGAAGGGCGGAGACCGUGUCCCGGCGGACCUCCGGAUCAUCUCUUCUCAUGGCUGUAAGGUGGACAACUCAUCCUUAACAGGCGAGUCAGAGCCCCAGACCCGUUCCCCCGAGUUCACCCAUGAGAACCCCCUGGAGACCCGCAAUAUCUGCUUCUUCUCUACCAACUGUGUUGAAGGCACUGCCAGGGGCAUCGUAAUUGCCACAGGUGACCGGACAGUGAUGGGCCGCAUAGCCACUCUUGCCUCAGGCCUGGAGGUCGGGAGGACACCCAUAGCCAUGGAGAUUGAGCACUUCAUCCAGCUGAUCACGGGGGUGGCUGUAUUCCUGGGGGUCUCCUUCUUCGUGCUGUCCCUCAUCCUGGGCUACAGCUGGCUGGAGGCAGUCAUCUUCCUCAUCGGCAUCAUUGUAGCCAACGUGCCUGAGGGGCUUCUGGCCACAGUCACUGUGUGCCUGACCCUGACGGCCAAGCGCAUGGCACGGAAGAACUGCCUGGUGAAGAACCUGGAGGCGGUGGAGACGCUGGGCUCCACGUCCACCAUCUGCUCAGACAAGACGGGCACCCUCACCCAGAACCGCAUGACAGUCGCCCACAUGUGGUUUGACAACCAGAUCCAUGAGGCUGACACCACAGAAGACCAGUCUGGGGCCACUUUCGAUAAACGAUCUCCCACAUGGACAGCCCUGUCCCGGAUUGCUGGUCUCUGCAACCGUGCGGUCUUCAAAGCUGGGCAGGAGAACAUCUCUGUGUCCAAGCGGGACACAGCUGGUGAUGCCUCUGAGUCAGCCCUGCUGAAGUGCAUUGAGCUGUCCUGUGGCUCAGUGAGGAAGAUGAGGGACAGGAAUCCCAAGGUGGCAGAGAUUCCUUUCAACUCUACCAAUAAGUACCAGCUGUCCAUCCACGAGCGGGAAGACCUCCCCCAGAGCCACGUGCUGGUGAUGAAGGGGGCGCCAGAGCGCAUCCUGGACCGGUGCUCCACCAUCCUUGUGCAGGGCAAGGAGAUCCCGCUGGACAAGGAGAUGCAAGAUGCCUUUCAAAAUGCCUACAUGGAGCUGGGAGGCUUGGGGGAGCGUGUGCUGGGCUUUUGUCAGCUGAAUCUGCCCUCUGGAAAGUUUCCUCGGGGUUUCAAGUUCGACACAGAUGAGCUGAACUUUCCCACAGAGAAGCUCUGCUUUGUGGGGCUCAUGUCCAUGAUCGACCCUCCCCGGGCUGCUGUGCCAGAUGCGGUGGGCAAGUGCCGAAGUGCAGGCAUCAAGGUGAUCAUGGUGACAGGGGACCAUCCUAUCACAGCCAAGGCCAUUGCCAAGGGCGUGGGCAUCAUAUCCGAGGGCAAUGAGACAGUGGAGGACAUUGCCGCCCGGCUCAACAUCCCUGUGAACCAAGUCAACCCUAGAGAAGCCAAGGCGUGUGUGGUGCAUGGCUCCGACCUGAAGGACAUGACAUCAGAGCAUCUGGAUGAGAUCCUCAAGAACCACACAGAGAUCGUCUUUGCCCGGACGUCCCCUCAGCAGAAGCUCAUCAUUGUGGAGGGAUGUCAGAGGCAGGGAGCCAUCGUGGCUGUGACAGGGGACGGGGUGAAUGACUCCCCUGCUCUGAAGAAGGCUGACAUUGGUAUUGCCAUGGGCAUCUCUGGCUCUGACGUGUCUAAGCAGGCGGCCGACAUGAUCCUGCUGGAUGACAACUUUGCCUCCAUUGUCACGGGGGUGGAGGAGGGCCGCCUGAUCUUCGACAACCUGAAGAAGUCCAUCGCCUACACUCUGACCAGCAACAUCCCCGAGAUCACCCCCUUCCUGCUGUUCAUCAUUAUCAACAUCCCCUUGCCUCUGGGCACUGUCACCAUCCUCUGCAUCGACCUGGGCACAGACAUGGUCCCUGCCAUCUCCUUGGCCUAUGAGGCAGCUGAGAGUGACAUCAUGAAGCGGCAGCCGCGGAACCCUCAGACAGACAAGCUGGUGAACGAGCGGCUCAUCAGCAUGGCCUACGGACAGAUCGGGAUGAUUCAGGCACUGGGUGGCUUCUUCACCUAUUUUGUGAUCCUGGCUGAGAACGGUUUCCUGCCAUCACGGCUGCUAGGCAUCCGCCUCGACUGGGAUGACCGCUCCAUGAACGACCUGGAGGACAGCUACGGGCAGGAGUGGACCUACGAGCAGCGCAAGGUGGUGGAGUUCACAUGCCACACAGCCUUCUUUGCCAGCAUCGUGGUCGUGCAAUGGGCUGACCUCAUCAUCUGCAAGACCCGCCGCAAUUCAGUCUUCCAGCAGGGCAUGAAGAACAAGAUCCUCAUAUUUGGGCUCUUGGAGGAGACGGCAUUGGCUGCCUUUCUUUCUUACUGCCCGGGCAUGGGCGUAGCCCUCCGCAUGUACCCACUCAAGGUCACUUGGUGGUUCUGUGCCUUCCCCUACAGCCUCCUCAUCUUCAUCUAUGAUGAGGUCCGCAAGCUCAUCCUGCGGCGAUACCCUGGUGGCUGGGUGGAGAAGGAGACGUACUACUGAGCUCACUGGAAGAAGAAGCAGGCACGGGGAAGAUGGGAGCUCUGGAGGUGUUACGGGGAUGGCGAUGGAGAGGGAUGGAAAAAAUGGGGUGGUAUUUUGGGGGAGAGGCAAUGAGGCAACUCAGCAGGCUAAGUUGCAGGUGAAGCGUAAAUAAGGCUGGGGUGAUUGCCUGUAGCCCUGGCUGUGAGCGGUCAGACUAGACACCACAUAUUAGGGCCCCUCCCUAGACCCUUUUGCAUCCCUCUCCACUAUGUUGUCUAUUUUUUUCUGAGGAAUUGAAGAUUACCCCACUCCUCCCCGUCCCCUCUUUCUUCACCCCCACCUCCUACUAUACCAGAUCAAUAUCAAAGGCAGGGAAAAGAAAAGUCUCUCCAGUCACCACAUGUCCCUCUAGCCCUCCAGCCUCACUCUGCGGCCCACUGUAACUCUUGGUUAGCUGCCUGCCCAGCUCUGUGAGGACUGACUCCCACCUCAGACCUUGAAGUCACAAAAGGCUCCUCUGAUGAGUACAAGAGCUUGAGACCAGAAGGGGAAGCUAGUGGCAGAGGCCACUAUCCUCCCAUCUAGGCUGGUUUAGGGACCUGGAGAGGGGAGCUGGGUAGACUGGCUGGAGGUUGGGGUAGGGCUGGCUGCAGAAGGAGAGACAAAACACCAAGAACAAGCACGUGGCAUUUCAAGAGUCUACAGAUAGACCCAGUGGGCUCUAGCCCUACAUCCUGGCCUUUUAGAACCACUGGCAGACCAAAUUCAGGUCUCAUCAGAGCAGCAGAGGCAGUGUGGGGAGCUUUUCGGAGACACCACACUCGUGUGCCAUGGGGUUCCCGCUGACCCUGGGUCAGUGCUCUUCUUGGUCCAUGAGGACCCAGAGGUCACAGAAGCACCAGCUCCCAGGCACGCUGAGGAACACAUGCAACGCUGGGCCCUUGGAAGCUCCAUGCUGUCUCAGGGGAACUGUCUCUGCCAGCUCCUUUUUAGCCCCUCCCACCCCUUUCCCCCUCGUCCCCAUUUCUAUGAACCUGCGUCAUUCCUGGGCACUGCCAAGCCAGCCCUGGGAAAGGAAUUCCCUGGCCAUUGGCUGGAAUCAGGGUGGAAACUUCCCAGAAUGUUCCUGUCUUCCAGGGACAUGCAGAAUCAGACCAGGCCAUGCACAUGGUCAGAACCUUUGGACAACAAGAGGGAAAAUAUUAGAAGACUUGUCUUUGACCUUCACAGGCAGGACUGUUCCUCCCAGCGAGUGCCCUUCACUCUGAUGCUUUUCUGCCCACUUCCCCAACAUGGGGAGCUGGUUUCAGUUUCCUAGGGGAGAUGCCUUUCUUCCCUUUGCUCCCUCCCCACCUGACAUUUUUGCUCUGCAGGCAACUCUGCCCAUCCUCUAAGUCUGUUGGCACUAGACCAUCCAGUGCAGAGAGACCUAGUAAGCCAUGCAAGUGAGAGACACCUGAGGAGAAUGGAGACUUAAGGCGGAAAGGAAAAAAGCACAAAAGAGAAACAUUAGGUCAGGUUCAUGAAUAAUCCCAGGGGCUAUUAUUUCAUUACACUGGAAUUUUGCUUUAUCAGAAGUACCUGGAAGUAAGUGAGUUAUUGCCUUGGGCUUGGAAUUCUAAAUGGGAGACCAUUUUAACUUGGGCCCGAUUAAUUGGACAUUUUUACCUGUGGACAAAAGUUUAUCUUUGCACAAUCAAAAAAUGAUAUUUGUUUAGUAAAUUAAGAGCAUAAACAAUAUUGCUAGGGGUGGCCUAUUUAGUCUACAUAAACCAAUACUUUUUAGGCACUGUAGAAUUACUUCCACUUAGAGGUAGUGAGUGCAUGGGCUAAUUAUCAUCAAUUCUUACGUAUUUGUUAAAGAAACAUCUAGCGUAUCUUUAUGGGUGACCUUUUGUAAGCCGUUAGUUUGAGGCACUGUGUAUGUACUUGAAAAUAAUAAAUUUCUUUAUGAAAAAGGAA